Messenger RNA from Meriones unguiculatus (Mongolian gerbil), 1130 nucleotides. It is a transcript of the gene Arln, whose product is annotated as chromosome 10 C4orf3 homolog. Lineage: Eukaryota; Metazoa; Chordata; Mammalia; Rodentia; Muridae. The transcript is spliced from 2 exons. The record is from RefSeq and is a predicted model, not a curated record. Bases 143 to 343 code for a protein of 66 amino acids.
CGGCGGUGGGCGGGGCCGGCCGGAGUUGGUUGCUAGGCUCGGGGGAGCGGCGGCGUUAGGGUUCAGGCGUGGUCUGGUUCCGCCAUAGCCCGAGUGCGGAGCCCAGCGGCUCUCAGGUGCGCGCUGCUGCAGCGAGGCGGAGAUGGACGUGAGCCAGGCGGCGUCGGGGUCCGACGGCGCCCGGGAGCGGAGGGGCUCGAGGGGAGCUGGGAGGAAGCAGAGCCAAGAUGAGCGACCGCAGUCCGGGACGAACGGGCUUCCGAAGCACUCCUACUGGCUGGAUCUCUGGCUCUUCAUUCUCUUCGACCUGGUGUUGUUCCUCAUCGUGUACCUCUUGCCCUGACUGGUUUGCUGCGAGUCAAGAAUGUGGCUUCUGGAGUGAAUCCUGAAACACCUCUGCAGACUUCUUGAAUAAAGAGGACUUCCAGCGGCUGAAUUCCAGACCUCUAACCUUUCCUUAGGCCCUUGACCUCCCCCAAAUAGUACCAUGUGUUUCAAACCUGUUUAUAAUGGUUGAAUUAAUGAUUGUAGCUAUCUGAAAUAUAUAUAACAUAUAUUUUAAUAAUGUCUGUAACUUAAAUACUUAAGGGAAAUUAAUGUAGAAGUUACUCACCCAACAGGUAGUGGGCCCCUUACUAUUAGCCAGGCUUCAUUUUGUACAAAGUGGUGAAAAUCAGCCAAAAAACCGUUAUCUUUGUGAAGCUUACUUUCUUGAAUAUUUUUGUUUUAAAAAUAUGCUAUUUUAAAAUAUUUAUCAUCUAUGGUUGGAGAAAGUAGCAGUUACUCAGAAAGGCCCCAGUCCCAAAGCAGCCACUAUAAGCUCUUUGGAAUCCAUUCCUUUUCAUCAUAAGACCUGGGUGAUUAGAAAUUGGCUACUGUUGGUUUUAGUGCCAUUCCCUGCAUGUGAACUGCCUGAGUAUCCAGGCCUGGGGUAAAGUCACAACAUUUGGUAAACUGUUAACAGUUAUGUCCUCAGGAUAUUGUUGCAUUUGCCUGGAUACUUUUCUUGCAAAGAGUUACUGAAGCGUGUGUACUAGAGGGCUGGGGUGAGACUGAGGUUACCACACUCUGGGAUCCAAUUUGUACUGCUUACUAAUUUUCUCUAAUAAACGUUUAUUUAUAACACUGAA